AUGAUGAAAGCCGGUAGCAGCUCGGUCGGCGCUUGGCUCCAUGCCCUAGACUCUUCCGGGUCCUCAUGCCCAAGCCGGCCCGCGGAGUUCUCGCGCCGGCUUUUCGCCGCGUUCAGGGAGAGCGAGCUGACGGUCUCCGGGAAGUUCCUUUCCUGGAUCUUUGGCCCGGAGGGGCUUGGGGUGUCGGUGACCGCCAGGCUGCGGCCUUGGGCACGACGGGCAUUGGUGAAGCGCUUCUUCUAUGAGACGAGGCCACAGAAAACCGCUUCCAAACUGUUGCUGCCACCGGGAUGGUGCAUGCCAUGCUGUGCCGCGGGUUCAGGACGCUUGCCGGUCAUGUUGGUCCGUAGUCCGUACCGGCGUGUCCAUUCUUACUUUCGGCACAAAUGGCUGGCGAAUCCGAGCAAGGAGCCACUUACGGGGUGGAAGGAUCUUCCAGAGUUUGUCAGGAAGUUGGCGGAGCAUCGCACUUUGAACCGCUCCUUGCCGCUUCUCUUCACGAAGCAGGACCUCUAUCACACCCUGUCAUUUCACGAAAUCCUGCGGGACAUCCGCUGGUCUGCCGCCGCCCGCGAGGCAAUGCGACUGAGGAUGUGCGUUCUGCGCCUGGAAGUGCUUCACAUGGACUUCCUCCAUCUGCACGCAGUGCUCUGCCGUUGGUUCGGCUUCUGCGAGCGCUUGCCGGCCAUCCCAGAGAUUAUUCCGACUGGGUUGCGACCGUACCUAGCGGUUCCCUCGCCUCCGUGGGAGACGCUCUGGACGAAGGAUGCAGUGCAGAACAUGCGCCAAUUGUUUGCCUCGGACUUCGAAGAGCUGGGCUACUCCGUCGAUCCGUUGCAGAAGGCACCUGAACGUCGAGCUCCCUGCUGGAUGAGAGCCGAGUCGUAG
Molecule: messenger RNA, 888 nt
Organism: Symbiodinium sp. CCMP2456
Lineage: Eukaryota; Dinophyceae; Suessiales; Symbiodiniaceae
Source: the annotation of a GenBank genome assembly